UUUGUUUACGGUGUAUAAAAACAAACUUGUUCCGGCGGUUUUCGCCAGUAGUAAUUUUCUAUAAAACUUUUCAAGUUGCGUUGCAGUGACCGCGGCAGCACGGAAGAAGGUAGUCGUCUGCAUAUCCCGCACGUCUACGGUCCACGCGCUGGCAUUGAAUACAAGACGUAUUUAGUGGAUCGGUGUGAAUAUUUUUAUUUCAAGCGUGUGAUGAAUUUCUAACAUAACCUCAAUUUCUGUAUACAAAACGAUUAUUUUUGUGUGAUUGAUUAUUUAGUGUGCAGUAGUUGUUUUAAUAUAAGAUAAUCAUGGAGGUGCUGUCGUCGUCCAAAAUUGCCUUAACAAUUCUUUCAGUAUUAUUUUUAUGUCAACAUACUCUUAGUAAAAUAACUGUAUCAACCCAUGAUGCAAGGAUAAAACUACAUGAUACAUUUUUAAUUGAGAUUACAUUGCCAGGUGCUGAUAUUAAUAAAGAGGACACUAUUUCAUUAGUAUCACAACACACGGAUAUUAUCAGUCCUAAUGUCUCGGAAAUUAUUUUAAAGGACGUAACGGACGGCGAAAAGUUUCCAGUUAGUAUAAAUACAUCACGUGCUGGACAUUCUGAUCUAUAUGCUAAUGCUUCAUCUAACCAGACCGAUGUAAGCGACGUAUACGUUCGCUUUACUGUAUACAAAAACGAUGGAUUAGAUACAUUCUCAGCUAUUAUAGGUUGGAUAUACUUCGUUGCUUGGUCUGUUUCGUUUUAUCCGCAAAUAUAUAUCAACUGGAAAAGGAAAAGUGUUGUUGGUUUGAACUUCGAUUUUAUUGCUUUAAACGUGGUUGGAUUUUCCUUAUAUUCUCUCUUCAAUUUGGGGUUGUACUACAUUCCAGAAAUUAGGGAUGAAUAUGCGCACAGGUAUCCUCGAGGGUUAAAUCCAGUCAAAGUAAAUGAUAUUGUUUUUGCUGUCCAUGCAACACUAGCAACAAUAUUGACAAUCAUACAGUGUUGCCUAUACGAAAAAGAAGAACAAAGAGUGUCUACAACUGCCAGGGGAAUUUUAGGAAUAUUUGGAGUUUUCAUCUUAAUCAGUAUUAUCCUGUCAGUUUGCAACGUCAUUCACUGGUUGGAUCUGUUGUAUUAUUGUUCUUACGUUAAGUUAACAAUUACUCUCAUUAAGUAUAUACCACAGGCCUACAUGAACUACAAACGAAAAAGUACCAUUGGAUGGAGUAUAGGAAAUAUAUUCCUAGAUUUUACUGGAGGUACCUUGAGUAUGUUACAAAUGAUGGUCGAUGCCUACAAUUAUGAUGACUGGGUUUCAAUAUUUGGUGAUCCAACCAAAUUUGGUCUAGGACUAUUCAGCGUAGUUUUUGACAUAUUCUUCAUCGUCCAACAUUACAUACUCUACAGACAUUCAAGAUAUAAUGUGGACUUGCCUUAAUUUUUAGUUUAAACUAGUUUAAGUAUGUACAAAGGAUAUUAUACUUAUAAAUUUAUUUAUUAUUGUUGUAUAUUGAAAAAUGUAACUUUUUUAAAAGAUUUUUAUUACUAAGACACUUGAUAUCUACCGAUAUUGAUAUUAAAUCUGUGUUUUUA
Molecule: messenger RNA, 1579 nt
Organism: Diabrotica virgifera virgifera (western corn rootworm)
Lineage: Eukaryota; Metazoa; Arthropoda; Insecta; Coleoptera; Chrysomelidae
Gene: Ctns
Product: cystinosin homolog
Exons: 9
Coding region: 309-1424 (371 amino acids)
Biological process (GO): L-cystine transport
Cellular component (GO): lysosomal membrane
Molecular function (GO): L-cystine transmembrane transporter activity
Source: RefSeq, a predicted model, not a curated record